Callorhinchus milii (elephant shark) is the source of this 2789-nucleotide messenger RNA. It is a transcript of the gene ss18, whose product is annotated as SS18 subunit of BAF chromatin remodeling complex. Gene Ontology annotation, molecular function: transcription coactivator activity. Bases 92 to 1327 code for a protein of 411 amino acids. The record is from RefSeq and is a predicted model, not a curated record. The transcript has 11 exons. Gene Ontology annotation, cellular component: nucleus. NCBI's taxonomy places the organism in Eukaryota, Metazoa, Chordata, Chondrichthyes, Chimaeriformes, Callorhinchidae. Gene Ontology annotation, biological process: positive regulation of transcription by RNA polymerase II.
UAUUAUAUAUAUAUAUAUAUAUACACACAUACACACACACAUAGAGGGAGGAGACGCAGACCAGAGAGGAGCAAAACGAGGAGACACCACCAUGUCGGUAGCCUUUGCUACUCCGCGUCAACGCGGGAAAGGUGAAAUUACACCUGCGGCUAUUCAGAAGAUACUUGAUGAAAACAAUCAGCUUAUCCAGUGUAUCAUGGACUACCAGAGCAAAGGAAAAAGUGCUGAAUGCUCACAGUACCAACAUAUGCUGCAUAAAAAUUUGGUGUUUCUGGCAACGAUAGCAGACUCGAAUCAGAAUAUGCAGUCGCUGUUACCUGCUCCUCCCACACAGAACAUGCCCAUGGGAUCAGGAGGAAUGAAUCAGAGUGGAGUGCCUCAGCUCCCUCAUUCGCACACCAUGUCCUCAGAGAGCAUGGUAGGAGGAGGCGGAGUGCCUGGACCACACAUGCAGAGCCAGAUGAAUGGGCAGAUGCCUGGACCGAACCACAUGCCAAUGCAGGGGCCAGGCCAGCCAAACAUGGUGAAUGUUUCAGUGAACAUGCCCACGAGUAGCCACGGUUCCAUGGUUUAUAACCACUCGAUGCAGUCUUCGCAGGGCAUGCCUGUACAAAACCAGUUGAACAUGAACCAAGCACAGCCUAUGGGUAACUAUGGCCCCCGACCAAACAUGAACAUGCAGCCAAGCCAAGGUCCCAUGAUGCAUCAACAGCCACCAGCAUCACAGUACAACAUGCCACAAGGAGCAGGUCAACAUUAUCAAAGCCAGCCUCCCAUGGCAAUGAUGGGUCAGGUUAGCCAGGGGAAUCAUAUGAUUGGGCAAAGACAGAUGCCACCAUAUAGGCCACCGCAGCAAGGUCCUCCACAACAAUAUGCAGGGCAGGAAGAUUACUACAGUGAUCAGUACAGUCACGGACAGGGUCCCCCAGAAAGCAUGAACCAGCAGUAUUAUUCUGAUGGUCAUAAUGAUUACGGUUAUCAUCAACCAGCGUAUCCUGAACAAGGCUAUGAUAGGCCUUAUGAGGAUUCCUCACAACAUUACUACGAAGGAGGUAAUGCGCAGUACGGCCAACAGCAAGAUGCGUAUCAGCAAGGACCUCCACAGCAACAGGGUUAUCCACAGCAACAGUACCCAGCUCAGCAGGGGUAUCCAGCACAGCAGCAGGGUUAUGGUCCUUCACCAGGUGCUCCAAGUCAGUAUCCCAACUAUCCACAAGGUCAAGGUCAGCAGUAUGGAGGAUAUCGACCACCUCAGCCAGGACCACCACAAGCUCAACAGAGGCCUUACGGCUAUGACCAGGCCCAAUACGGAAACUACCAGCAGUGAGUCCAGUCUGCGAUUCGGUUGCAUUCCAAUAGCCUGACAUGUAGUAGCAGCCAUGUUGUUAUCCUCAGCACUGAAACAUCCCGUGACAUAAAUCCAAUGCUUCAUCUCAACAUGAUUCCUUUUGAGAGGGACAAACCUUCUGAUGUCUGGGUGGCUGCUGCUCCGCAAACAUACAAAACCAAGGGCAGAGUCUGGCUCAGAUGGUGUUUUUUUAAUAUGUCAUCAUGAGGGGUGGGGGUGGGAGGGAGGGAGGGAGUAGGAGGAGGCGGUGGGUGGGUGGGAUGGGUGUGACUGAAGGUCAACCUAAGGCAGUGAUUAGCAUUGAGCUGCCCUUGUGCACAAUUGUGCAGAGUCAAACAGUUGCCGAAUAUCAGAGACGAAACUUGCCAAGUUCCAUCUAAGUGUUCAUCCAAUUUGUAGAAACGUGCUAUAUUGUAAGAUUUCCUGUGUAUCAUCAUUGCAGCAUACAAGAUUGGAGGGGGGUGGGGGGGAGGGAAUGAAGUGGAGUGGGAGGGGUUGGGGAUUAUUAUGGGAGUUCAAAUGUUUUCUGCUUCAACAAAACUAAGAGUAUUACUCUUUUUGUAAAAUAGCAAUACUUUGCAGUAUUUUUUAUAUAUUGAUUUAUUUAAAUAAAGCCCGAAUUCACUUUGACGUGAACGCAACCGAAAUAAAAGUAUAAAAAAAAGUGGUUUUUUUCGUUUGUUCGGAAAACAGUGAUACUUUUGGUUUUGACCAAAUGAGGGGGUGGGGGGAAAAAUGAGAGAAACAGAGAGAGGAAAAACAAGCGAUCAACAAGGGUCACAAAUCUGCUUUGGUUAACUCAGUAUAAGAUUAUAUGAGGGCAUCAGAAAUCUGAGCUCGCUCUACAUCCCUUACCAGUGAACAAGCUAUAACUUGGGGGCUCUCCCAGAAGGAAAACUAGUACAAAGAAAAAUAAGUGGGGGAAAAAAACAAAAAUAAUGGGUCAAACAUUGUCAGUGUACAAAUGUGUUUUAGGCUUUGGUAACAAUGACGAUUUUUGUAUAGUAAGUGUCGAAACUUUAGGAUAGAUGGACUUGCUAGCUUAUGUCUUGCUUUUACUUUCUUAUCUUACUGGGAACGGUAGUGUUUAGAAGAGUGGUGACUAUUUUUUGAUGAGAACCAGUUUUUAAAUGUCAAAACACAAAACCAAGUAACUUUUAAAAACAACGCCCUUCUGAUUCAGGAGUAUUUGGAGGGAGGGGGGAGUGGGAGGCUGGAGGUGAGAGUAAGGACGGGGGCUCAGUGGGGGAGGGGGCUAACAGGCAGUCAAUCAACUACGAUCACAGUAUGCGCAGAGUGGCAAAGCAUAAACAGUAUUACAGUAGCUAUAAUAGCCAACCACUUGUAGGUUCUGUGCCAACCUCCUCCACUGGGUAUUCCAUUGCUAUUUAAAUCUGUACAUCACUGGAUCUUAACAAUAAAUUAUUGUGAUUUUAACAUG